Molecule: messenger RNA, 3331 nt
Organism: Contarinia nasturtii (swede midge)
Lineage: Eukaryota; Metazoa; Arthropoda; Insecta; Diptera; Cecidomyiidae
Gene: MAN1
Product: inner nuclear membrane protein Man1
Exons: 5
Coding region: 197-2761 (854 amino acids)
Biological process (GO): nuclear envelope organization; negative regulation of BMP signaling pathway
Cellular component (GO): nuclear inner membrane
Molecular function (GO): chromatin DNA binding
Source: RefSeq, a predicted model, not a curated record
GUUGUUUUGUUUGACAGUUUUUCCAUUCUAUCUAUCAUUUUGUUUUUGCACGAAGAAAUUGCAUUUAUUAAUUAAAGAGUGAAACGAAUCAACAAAGUUAAAUUGUUUGUGAAAAGCGCAGUAUUGUAUGUAUCAAUAUUAAGAUUAUCAAAACACAAUCGAAUUCAAUCUGCAUUGCUAAACGCAACAAUCAGACAUGGAAGACUUAAAUGAGCUGAAUAAUGAAGAGCUGCAAUAUCGUUUAGCACAAUUUGGUGUACCAACUAUACCAGUCACAACAACAACACGGAAAACAUUGAUCAAAAGACUUCGCAAUCUCAUCGAAAGUGAAAAAUCAAAAUUGAGACGUGACACAGAAUAUGCAACAAGAUAUUCGUCCGAUGAAGACAUUUCAUCAACCGUCAAUGACACAAAAGCAAAAUCAGCAAAAGGUCGCAGUCGUUCAACAAUAUCUACGAACAAUCGACUGGCAAAUAGAGCAAACUUAAAUUUGCCGCCACCAACUACUCAAAAACCACCAACUAACUUAUGGAGCGAGAAAAAUCAGACCACAAAAAAGUCCCCAACAAGCUCAAUCUACAUAUCACCACUAAUUCAACACGAUACGGACGAAGAAUCUGAUCAAAACGAUGGAAUGAAUACAUCACUUUUAAAUCGAUACAAAAAUAAUUCCACUGGCAUGCGAACAAUGUCUACAGUUUAUAAUGGUCAUAGUAGUCGUUAUUCAAAUGAUACUGCUGAUAAUAGUUCGCACAGUACUGGCAUAUUAAAUGCGUCGUCUGAAUCUAGCACAAAUGGUGAGCAUGACAAUGAUGAUCUAUCCUCACCAUACUCAUCAACCAAUUUCACAAAACGUUUGCUAAGCUUACGGAAUAGGAGUUUGGGCUCAACAAUUAAUGCACCUCCAAUUUCAGAUGCCAGUAACCGGUUUGAUGGAUAUAUACGACCUCCUCUGCUAAGUUUUCCAUCAGCCCGUGUCUCACGUUACUUAAAUGAGCCAAUAUCAUCUAGAUUAUCGAUGUUGCCAAGAGAUAAUAGCAUCGCUUAUCAGGCCAACAUUGAUAACACCAACCGAAAACCAUUUUCUAUUCGGAAUAUCUAUUCAGAUUUUUUUAAUCGUCAGUAUGAACGGUACAGCGUAAAACAAUCGUUCGUGCCGUGCAUUUUGUUAUCGGCUCUGUUCUUUUUCUUUACUUCCGUUAUCAUAGCGUAUUUGACUAUGAAUCCAGAUUUAUCGUUGGCACUAGAUGCAAAAGCUGCUACAUUUAAAUUAUGUUCAGAUACCGAAAUGACAAUGGUGAAUGGUGAGCCACAUUUCAAGCCAACCGAGAAUUGCAUUGAGAAAGAUCAACUUGAACCGGCAUUCAAUUUACUGAAAGUUCUUAUACCACAACUACAAAAGCGAAUCGAGUAUAAUCGAUGCACGGAUCCAACAGCUCCAUUUGCAAUGAGUGCAAAAGAAGUUGUGCAAUUUAUUUUUGAAACAACACAUGAACAAAGUGCAAUUGACAUAAUUCGAGCACUUCACAAUGCCGAGUAUUUAAUUUCGGUGAAUCCACAGUGGCGUGUUGGACAUUUCAUCGAUGCCAGCGCUCAACCAUCGACAAGCAUAUCAAUGACAAAUCUUGUUCGACUCCGGCAAUCGCAAGCCAAUUACUUUAGUAUUGUUAAACCACGACUGCCACUUUCUUGUUUCCUUUAUAAUAAGCUUCAAGCGGUUUUUGCCAUCAUCGGAUGGAUUGUUAUUAUAGCUCUGGUCACAUUUGUGAUUCUAUUCAUCGUACGUUUUAUACGUGGACAUUUACAAACGCGUCGCGAACGAAUAACAUCUAUGAUCGAAGAGAUAAAAAAUGUACUAAUGGAAAAAGCGUAUGAUCCAGAUACGGCAUGCACAGACGCAGCAUCAGUUGUAAUCAAUCAUUUGCGUGACAAAUUGAUACCACCCACUGAAAGAAAUAAAAUGGAGUCGAUUUGGAAUGCAGCUAUCAAGGCGGUUGAAAGCGAUAGUCGUGUUCAGUUUAGUGUUGCAACACGAAAUGGCGAAGAUUAUCGUGUAAUGCGUUGGAUUGACACAGUGUCACCAAUGAGCCAAAACCAACACACAUUUGGUAGCAAUACACUGUCGGCAAGUACAAGCAGCAAUUCAAGUAAUUUGAGUAAUGCCACAUCAUCAAAUACCAUUCCCUGUGCAACAUAUCCAAGUCUUCGGUCAUGUAAUACCCUAAACCAUGGCAAUAUUAAGAAAUGGCAAAGUCCUGCAUUUGAUAAAAGCAAUAAGAUCAAGGAUCCGCCAACCGAAUGCUUGAAGAUUCGACAAAUGUUUGACAAACAUGAAUCAUCAAAUCCAAAUCUCAAACAAGUUAUACAGGAUGCCAUUUUAGAAAAGGUAGCACACACCACCUGCAAAAUAUAUGAUUUACAAUUGGACAAACAGACUUGUUGCGUGUACGUUAGAUGCGCAUCUUCUAAAGAUGCCGGCAUGAUUCAUGAUGAAGUGAAUGGUUGGUGGUUCGAUAGCCGUCUAGUGUCGAUCAAAUUUUUGCGCUUAGAACGUUACUUGAUUCGUUUCCCGAACGCUGCGUCUGGCCCAAGCUAUUUAAAACCGUCAAACACGAAAAAUCUUUCAAUGACAAAUGGGGACGGUGAGCCAAAUCAUCUGAAUGGAAAACGAGGUGCUGACAAUUUAACAGAUUAUGAAGAUGACGAUGAUGGCGAUGCUCCAGUGGAAGGUGAUGCUUAUUUUAACGGUCAACGACGAUAGUUGUGACAAUCCAAUCUAUUCUACAUUUUAAAAUGCAAAUGCACCGAAUCUAUAGAUACAUUGCAUUUAGCUGUGAUGUCGUUACAAAAAAAUGACAUCAUUAGGAAUCGUAGAAAUGUGUCAUAUCGAAAUAUUUUUACAUGUAAUCAAUUAGCAUAAUUCUCAUUCUCGAUUUUAAUAAAUGAAUAUCUGUGGGAAAUAUCAGUAAAAAACAUUCAAUUUAGCAAAAAAUUAAAAUAUGAAAAAAUGACGAAAUUCAACAAAGGACGAAACAAAUGUUUGCAUUUGACAAUAAUUAUUUUAAAAAACAUGAUUGGCUAACUAAUUUUCCAUGAAUAGAAUUUCCCAUUACGAUGUUCAACUUUGAUUCCAAACGAAUACUAGUGAAUAAAUGAUAUAUUUUGAACGUGGUAAACACAAAGAAGUAAACGACAAACCAUCAUUUAUGAAUAAAAAAUAAAUCAUACACACACACUCACAUUUAUAUAUAUAUAUACAUGAAUUCAGCAUAAUCACAAUUUUUAAGAUGUUACCGACUAGAGAAAAACAAUAAAAAUUAUUCUUCUGGUU